GCCCCGCCAUGGAAGCGGCCGGAGGACUGCUGGCGCGCGCCCGGCGCCCGGAGCCGGUGCGGCUCCGCAAGCGUAGGUCUGUGCUGUACGCAGCCGCAGGCGGAGCCGCCGCGCAGCCGGGCGCUGGCGCUGCCGGCGGGACCGCGGCUCUGACGGCCCUGGCGGUGGCCGCGCGGGCGCUGAACUGCGCGCUGGUGCGCACCAGCUUCGUCCCGGACGAGUACUGGCAGUCGCUGGAGGUGGCGCACCGCGUGGUCUUCGGUUAUGGGCACCUGACGUGGGAGUGGGCGCACGGCCUGCGGGGCUACCCGUACCCGCUGCUCUUUGCCUGCGUCUACAAAGCUCUGCAGCUGCUGGGCAAGGAUGACGUCCAGCUGCUGAUAUGGGUCCCUAGACUGGUACAAGCAGUCCUGGCAGCUUUUGCUGAUGUGAAGCUUUAUUUACUAGUGAAACACCUUGAAAAUGCAGAAACAGCAAAGUAUGUGUACUUCUGCCAGCUGUGUUCCUGGUUCACAUGGUAUACCUGUACCAGAACUCUAACAAACACCAUGGAAACUCUUCUCACCAUUUUCGCUCUUUACUACUAUCCAAUAAAAGGUUCCAAGUUGGGGAGCAGAUGGAAAUACUUAAAUUUGAUAGCACUUGCAAUUGUCGUUCGUCCCACUGCUGCUAUCCCCUGGAUACCUUUGGUCUUCAGUCAUUUUUUGCAAGAACAGAAAAAAGCAGACCUCAUCCUGUACAACUGCAUUCCAAUUGGAUUGGUCACACUGGGAACCUCUUUAAUGAUUGACCGUGUGUUUUUUGGUGAGUGGGUACUGGUUCAGCUGAACUUCUUGAAAUUCAACGUGCUACAGAAUUUGGGAACAUUUUAUGGUUCUCAUCCCUGGCACUGGUACUUCACUCAAGGACUGCCAGUUAUCUUGGGUACCCACCUGCCUUUCUUUAUUCAUGGCUGUGUGAUGGCACCAAAACGGUAUCGCAUCUUUCUAGGGGCAGUGAUUUGGACAGUGCUAGUAUACAGGAUAUUCUCUGAAACACCUAAAAGCAUGGAAGAAGUCUGCAGCAAGCUUCUUGCUCUUAUCAAAUUUAAUCCCAGCCCUGUAUACAGGCUUGAUUCACCAGAGGGGCUCUCUUGAUGUAAUGAAUCACAUACAGCAACUUUGUAACAGCUCUUACCAGUCACAAGCCUUUGUCUUCAUCAUGAUGCCAUGCCACUCUACUCCAUUUUACAGGUAAUAAAAUAGCUAUCAGUGUAUUAUAUUAAAGUCAAGACACCUCAGCAGAAAUUGUAAAAGUAAAAAAAAAAGUCAAAAAUCUGAUUGAGGUGGAUAAAUGUAUAGAGGAAGUUUGUUUUUCAUAAAGCUAACGCAGAGUGAGUAGGGAAAAUAAGCUAAAUGCCUACAACACAGAACGAGACCUGGGAGCCAAGUUUUACUCAGUUUUUGUAGCGCAGUUUUGUAUGAAGCUAUACAGUAGUCUUAGGGCUUCUGACAAUAAUUCAUUCAUCUCAAUUAUAGUAACUUGUACAGGAAAACUAAAAUGCACUGCUAGAGUCAGAAUGUAUUACUUUAAUUUUACCUUUACUUCUGCUGCUGGAAGGUAAGGAAAGGUAAUUAAUAACAUAAAGUGACUGAAUUCACUAUUCCGAAAAGCUUGCAAUAUAUCCCAGUAAGCAAACAGAUAAAAACCACAAAGCUGAUGUGCCUGGGGGGGGGGGGGGAGAAAGUACUUUUUAUUUACGAAAACGAUGUUAUGCAGAUUAUAUUUGUAUUGAGAUAAAUCUGCCUUCUGUAAACUGCUAAAAGCAUUCACAGUAGCUUAAAGCUGAAUCCACAUUCUCUAUUUCUGCUUAUAUAUAAAACACAUAAGUGAAGAAAGCAUGGCACUGGAGUAAACAUAAUCUUCUUUUUUUUUUUUUAUUUUGUUUAACUGAGGUAUGUAGGUGAUGAAUCAUUUCAAACCUCGGGUCUUAAUCAGUUUAUCCUGAAGUAUGUUUUGUUUUUCAUCCUAGCCACGUUCACUGUCCUCUAAAAAUGAGAUUCCUUCAGUGUCCCCCAGACCUAACUGGAAAUGAAAGCUAUGUUGAUGAAGCAGAUGUAUUUUACUCUAAUCCACUUGGCUGGCUUAAUAAGGAGUUUUACAAUGAUACGCUAUUACCCAGUCAUUUGAUUUUCUUCAGUGUGCUAGAACAGGUAUGGUAAAUGUAAGAUGAAACACACUAGUUGUGAGGUCAAGUUACAGGAGAAAUUGAGCUACAGAAGAUUUAAACUCUUUUCUGUAACUUUUUAAACACUCAAAAUUGAACCCCCCUGGUCCACAAUAUAGUAUAGAUACCGUUCAUUCCAGUGAUGCAUACUUAACAUUCACGUGCACUCUGUGUGCUUUUUGCCUGUCAAAGUUCUACAGCCUUUUCUUCAAGCCAUAUGAAAACAAAUGCAUUGUCUGUUCCCAGAAUCAUACGCUCUUACCUAACAAUGACAGGCAAACGUGCCUCUAUGUCAGAGUACCUCUUUUCCCUCAAUUCUUUUAUGAAGUCUGUAUACUCAAAUGGCAGUGUCUGGUGAAGACACACUGCAUACAGAAUCAAACAUGAUAGCUCCCUGUAGCAGCCUUUCCUAAAUAAAGAAGUUCCCAGGGAUAGCUGAAUUAACAGUUUGCAGAAGACUCGGGAACACUGUUCUGAUGCUCUCCAAACACUUUUCUCUGUGGAAACUAAUAUAUGUUCAUUUACAGGAAAUAUCAUCAUUUCUAGCUUUAAAGGGCUAUAAGAAAACAGCCACUGUCUUUCAUACUCAUGUACCUCAAGGACGAGUUGGAAGCCAUAUCUACAUCUACAAGAAAAAAACUGAAAUAAAUCAUAUCUGAAGAUCAAUUUCUAGACUUACAAACUAAUGAGCUCAGUUUUGUAUAGCAGUACAGAAGAUAUUUUACUGCAGAGAGAAGAGUAGUGAGACUGAACCGGGUAAGUCAAAUGGGAGUCUCAUUGCGCAAAUAUCAACUGUGCCGAAACACAUAAACCCCUUCCUGAAGGUAACUUCAGUGCAGUAUGACCAGGGGUGAGAGGGUGCUGACCAACACCCAACGUUAGUACAACACUAGAGAAUAUCAAGGCCAAAGCUACCGUGUGAUUACUUUAACAGUAAGAAAUUAGACAAGACUGGACCAAUUUAUAGAACUGUACAGCUAUGCUACGUUUAUUUCUUUUUAUAAAUAAAGACUUUUUACCCACA
Messenger RNA from Gallus gallus (chicken), 3230 nucleotides. It is a transcript of the gene PIGB, whose product is annotated as phosphatidylinositol glycan anchor biosynthesis class B. Gene Ontology annotation, molecular function: alpha-1,2-mannosyltransferase activity. NCBI's taxonomy places the organism in Eukaryota, Metazoa, Chordata, Aves, Galliformes, Phasianidae. The transcript has 9 exons. The record is from RefSeq and is a predicted model, not a curated record. Bases 9 to 1136 code for a protein of 375 amino acids. Gene Ontology annotation, biological process: GPI anchor biosynthetic process. Gene Ontology annotation, cellular component: endoplasmic reticulum membrane.